This is a messenger RNA of Arctia plantaginis, 885 nucleotides long. The record is from the annotation of a GenBank genome assembly. NCBI's taxonomy places the organism in Eukaryota, Metazoa, Arthropoda, Insecta, Lepidoptera, Erebidae.
AUGGGAGAUAGUGACUGGAGACCGUUUAUCUACGGCGGCCUAGCGUCGAUCGUUGCCGAAUUCGGCACAUUCCCCAUAGACACAACAAAGACACGACUUCAAAUCCAGGGUCAGAAGAUAGACCCUCGCCAUGUGGAGCUGCGGUACACCGGGAUGGUUGACUGCUUUGUCAAGACAUCGCAGCAAGAAGGGGUUAAAGCACUCUACUGUGGCAUCUGGCCGGCAGUUCUCCGGCAAGCGACGUACGGGACGAUCAAGUUCGGCACUUAUUACUCGCUGAAGAAGUGGAUAGCGAAGCACCGAGCUGACGGGGGAAGCAUAGAGCACGUGCCCACUAAUACAUUCUGUGCGGCGUUCGCCGGUGGCCUGUCUAGUGCCAUAGCGAACCCUACUGAUGUACUUAAAGUUCGGAUGCAGGUGGGUGAGGAAAAACGGGGCAUAGUUCGAUGUUUUAUAAGCAUUUAUGAGCUGGAAGGUGCUCGCGGCCUGUGGCGGGGCGUAGGCCCCACGUCACAGCGAGCUGCCGUCAUAGCCGCCGUGGAGUUGCCCGUGUACGACGCCUGCAAAAAGAGACUGACGGUUCCUUUAGGAGACACGCCUCUCAAUCAUUUCGCGUCGAGUCUGGUGGCCAGUCUGGGGAGUGCUGUGGCGAGUACACCGUUAGACGUUAUAAGGACAAGACUAAUGAACCAAAGAAAGAUGAAGGGUCAAAUUGCGAACCCUAACGAGAGGAUAUACAAAGGGACUGUGGACUGCUUCCUACAGACUGUACGCAACGAGGGGUUCCUGGCCCUGUACAAAGGGUUCAUUCCAACGUGGCUGCGGAUGGGUCCCUGGAACAUAAUCUUCUUCCUCACGUAUGAACAACUCAAGCAGUUCUACUGA